UGAGCUCCUGCCAUUUCAAUGCAACUGAUUUGAAUGUUUUCAAAUCAUAACAAACACGGAGGUCAGAAGUAAUUUUUUAAUAUCCUUAGUCUGAAGAGGAGAUGAUUUGGUGACUCCCAAAGGCUGCUUUAACACUGCAGUUACUCCAGAGACGCAGUUGCGUACGUGCCACAGAAAUUUUGCCAUUCCUAAUUCCAAUAAUAACAUAGACAAUAAGUGAUCACCAGACAGAGGUAUGGAUGUUUUUGGAGGUGCUCCACGCGUGCUUGCUUACCCACGCCCAGUACUGGUAAUCUCUGGAGCAGACGCUGUGCUUAAUUGUCAGAUUGUUGGAGAUCCACAACCAGAUGUGAUCUGGGAGCGAAAGAAUGAGCCUAUCUUCCCUGAGGGUCGUUACCGUAUUGCCCAAAAUGACAAGAUGUACACCCUUUACAUUUCUGGGGUGACAAUUCAAGAUGCAGGACAGUAUAUCUGCAAGGCCAAGAACAGUAUUGGGGAAACCUAUGCAGCUGCUACCCUUAAAGUGGAAGAGGAGAAACAAGAGCUCCAGCAAACACAGCAACAACAACAACAACAACAACAACAACAGGACGUAAAGGUGGUUUCACCAGAACAGGAACUCAAAAUCAAGAAGCAACAGCAGUUAGAGCUGGUACAUGAAGCAGACCCAUUCCAAGACAACAAGCCUCGAUUUUUGAUCAAACCUCUCUCUCUAAGAAUAGAUAAGGGUGAAGAUGCUGCUUUCUCCUGCAAGCUGUGGGGUGACCCCUUGCCAGCGGUGGUGUGGGCGAAAGAUGGCAAACAAUUGAAUGAGAUCUAUGAGAGUGCCCAUUACCAUGUGGGCCAGCAAGAUGGUGGCUGGUUCCAGCUCAAGGUCUUUAGAACAAGAGCCCCAGAUGGAGGUGUCUACACAUGCAAAGCGGUCAAUGAGCACGGGGAAGCAAUGGCUGGAGCAGUGCUCCUCAUAGAGCCCAUUCCAGAUCAAAGAGAGGGAAACGUGACAAAUGGCUACACAAAUGGCCACUGGUCACCACACCAAAGUAAAGAAAUGCAUUCGAGGGCCAAACACUCUAAACAGCCUCACCUGAACGUUGCAAAGGCUAAGAAGUUCACUGUCACAGAAGGAAAAAAUGCCAAGUUCCGUUGUUAUGUCACAGGCAAGCCCAAGCCAGAGAUAGUGUGGAAGAAAGAUGGAGAGUCUGUUGUGCCGGACCGAAGGCAUCUCAUUUAUGAAGAUAGAGAGGGGUACUACACUCUGAAAGUACUGUACUGCAAGCAGCAGGAUACAGGACUCUACAUAUGUGCGGCCUCAAACGUGCUGGGAAACACACUGAGUGCUGUGCAUCUGUCAGUAAAAGGGCCAAAAGUCCGAUUCAAGCGAGCUCUGCGGGAUGUAGAGGUUAGGGAGAGGGAUGUUGCUGUUCUGGAAUGUGAAGUUCCAGAAGAGUCCAUUUCCACAGCAUGGUACAUGGAGGAUCAGAGGCUUCAGCCUGGGAACAAGUAUAGCAUGGAACAGAAGGGCACAUGCAGACUGCUCACCAUACGAGACGUUGGUGCAGAUGAUGAUGGAGUUUACCUGUGCGAAAUGCCUGAUGGUGGAAAGAGCAUUGCAGAACUGGCAGUUAAAGGUACAAUUGUGAAGAAACUUCCUAGGAGGUUAGAAGUGAUGGAGGGAGAGAACGCAGCGUUCUGUGUGGAAGUGGAAGAGGAUGAGAUGGAGAUUUUCUGGUUUAAAGAUGGACUGCAGUUACGUGAAACACAUCAGACCAUUAUCAAGUCCUUUGGAAAAACCCACAUCCUGGUCUUUGUCAACACAUCAUACCAAGACUCUGGCACGAUCGCUUUUAUGGCAGGCAGGUCAAAGACAAGCUGCAAGCUCAGAGUAAAAGCUGCUCGACACUGCCCACCUAUCUGCCCUGUGAGUGUCCAGAUGAAAACUGACUAUCCAAAUGGUGCAAUCCUUUCCUGGACACCAUCACCUAACUUGCAAAACUCCAGUAAGUCAGUGUAUGUGCUAGAACGACAAGAAGUGGGCUCUCAGGAGUGGCAGCGAUGCCUGACAAUGGAGACAGGCACUUCUGCUGAAGUCCUGGGUGACAGUGUGCCAUGUGAGGGUGAUUACCGUUUCCGCAUCAGCUGUGUUAAUAAAUAUGGCAGAAGUGGGCAUGUGGAGUUCCCCAACAUAGUACAUCUAGUCCCAGGUCCAAAGAUCAAAACCCCUCUGAAGAAUGCUGUGGUUGCUAUAGGGGAAGAUGCUGUAUUCUUCAUUGAGCUCUCUACUUCCAUGAUUGGCACGUGGUUCCUGAACAGCACACAGCUGCAGGAGAGCGAAUGCUUCUCCAUAACUCAGUCAAAGAACGAACACAUUUUACAAAUCCAUCAGGUGCUUGAUGUGUUUGAUGGAGCUGAGAUCACCUUCAUUGCGACUGGCGUACGAGAUUCGGCAGUUCUACAGAUUAUAACACCCGUGGUGAAAUUUUUACCUCUGUCAGAGAUGGACACAAAGAAGAACAUUGAGGUGGGAAACCCUAUUGUGCUGUACUGUGAGGUAUCCCACCCCACGGCCAUUGUUCGGUGGUUUAAAGACGAACAGGAGCUGCAUUUACAGGAUGGUCUGAAUAUCCAAUCAGAUGGCAAUAUGAGGAGGAUUGUCAUUCAAUCUGCGGAGUACUCUCAUUCUGGAGUUUACACCUGCCAAUUGAAUAAUGACACUCUCGCAUUUAAUGUGAAUGUGGAAGCACCCUGCUCUGUGUUUGAGAGUCUGUCAGAAGCAGAGCGAAAAAGGUCUGUAGAGGCAGGAGAUCCAAUAGUUCUCCACUGUAAGGUGUCAAACCCUGAAGCUGAGGUGUGCUGGUUUAGCAAUGGCAAGCCUCUAUCUCCCCAGGAUGGCAUAGAUAUUCAGACAAAUGGGAACAUCAGGACACUGAUCAUCCAGUCUGCAGAUUUUAACAACUCUGGGAUAUAUAGUUGUCAGUCAGCUGAUGAUGUAGCUGUGUUUCAUGUGGACAUUUCAGUCCCCCCUGUGUCAUUUAAAGAGGUUCCACAGGAAGAGAGACAGAAAAGCACAAUGGAGCUGGACCCUGUGGUGCUGACCUGUGAACUCUCCAGACCAGAUGCCAAUGCCUGCUGGUUUAAAGAUGGAACUGAGGUUCUUCAAUCAGACAACAUCACCAUCCAGUCUGAAGGCACCAUGAGAAGACUUAUAAUCCGUUCAGCAGAGCUGGUCGAUGCAGGGAUGUAUACUUGCCAAGCAGGCGACCACACCACAUCAUUUUCUGUCAACAUUAAAGAACCACCAGUUACAAUUGUGGACCCAAAAGAUGACGUCCAUAUUGAGCGUUAUGUCUCUGAGGAGAUUGUCUUGAACUGUGAGCUGUCUCGUUCUAAUGGAGAGACUCACUGGUUUAAAGAUGGCCUGAAGCUCCAGGAGAAUGAGAAUAUCCGGCUCAGUGCUGAAGGCCCGUACAGGAGGGUGACCAUUCUCUGUGCUUCCAGAUGGGAUUCUGGAGAGUACGUGUGUGAAACAGGGGGUGACUCAGUUUUCUUUCAGCUCAUUAUCACAGAGGCUCCGGUCUGCAUUGUUCACCCCAGUGAGUCAGAAGUAGAGAUGUGUAUUCUGAGCUCUGAGAGGCUGAUCCUGAGCUGUGAGAUCUCCAAAGCAGAAGCAGAAGUUUGUUGGUAUCGUGAUGGCAUGGAGGUUGAGGAGAAUGAUAACCUGAUCCUGGAGAAUGAUGGAAGUUACCGCAGACUAGUGAUUCCCUGUGCUACUAUAGAUGAUUCUGCGGAAUAUGCAUGUGAGACUGCAGAUGACUCUGUCAUCUUUAUGGUGACAAUACAAGAGCCCCCUGUAAAGCUCUCUUGCUCCAAAGAAACAGGCAGCAUUACAGAGAGUUUUUCUGGUGACCCUGUGGUCCUUGAGCUUGAAGUUUCCCGUGAUAAUGCAGAGGUGUGCUGGAUGAAGGAUGGAGUAAAGGUGGAGGAGAGCAGCAACAUCACACUUACUGAGAAUGGCCUGAUACGCAAACUGACCAUCCAUUGUCCAACUCUGAAGGAUUCUGGGAUAUAUACCUGCAACGCUAUAGAUGAGACAAUGGAUUUCAAAGUCAAAAUUACUGAGGCACCAGUAAAACUCCUGAAUAAAGAUGAGAUCAAGACUGAGCACAAGGCUGUGUUGUAUGAUGACAUUGUAUUGGAGUGUGAGCUGUCCAGGGCCAAUAGUGAGGUCAACUGGUAUAAAAAUGGCAGGCCCAUUGAGGAGAAUGAACGCUUCUGUUUUGAGGAGGAAGGGGCCUUCAGAUCCCUGGUCAUUCUCUGUGCAGAGCUUCAAGACUCUGGAGAAUAUAUCCUAUAUACAAAAGAUGACAUGAUUUCUUUUCAUGUCAUAGUACAAGAACCUCUAGUGAAGAUCACUAGCAACUCUGGUGGUCCUGAUUACCAGGAGAUGGUGACAGGAGAAGACCUAAUCUUAGCUUGUGAGGUUUCACGAGCCAAUGCACCAGUUCAGUGGCUCUUCAAUGACAAGCCAUUGGUUCCUGAUGAGCGCAUACAUAUUGAAUGCCUCGGGACACUCCGCAAACUGAUCUUGUCCAACAUCCUCCUCUCUGACUCUGGGAAAUACAUGUGUGAUGCUGUUGAUGACAAGAUGAUAACCAUUGUUAAAGUUCAAGAGCCUCCUGUCAAUUUCCUCAACAAAGAGGAGGUGAAUUUGGUCACAGGCUAUGAAGCAGAGAGUGUGACUAUGACUGCCUUGGUUUCCAGACACAAUGCCCAAGUGCGCUGGCUUAAAGACUGGACUCCAGUCAUUGGAGAUCGUUUUCAUAUAACCAGCCAAGGCCUGACUCGCACUUUCACCAUUGACCCAUUAAAGAGGUCAGAUGUUGGAGAGUACACAUGUGAUGCAAAUACGGAUGAGAUGCACUUCAGUCUCCUGGUCAAAGAGAUGCGUAUUAAAUUUGUGAAGACACUGGUUGACACUGUGGCUCACAAAGAUGGUAUGAUCACACUACGCUGUGAGCUGUGCAAGGCCAAAGCAGAUGUCCAGUGGUUAAAGGAUGGAGUGGAGAUCAUUCCCAGCCGUCGGUUCACUAUCCGCGCCGACGGGCCAGAGAGGAGUCUCACCAUCCAUCGUAUCACCGAAGAAGAUGCCGGAGAGUACGCUUGUGAGUCCAAAGAUGACUGCACCAGCGCCCGAGUAAAGGUGCAAUUGCCCCGUGUGGUGGAAUUCCUUACAGAGCUUCACAACACCACAGUCAUGGAAGGUGAGGACGCAACCUUUAAGUGUGUGGUCUCCCCUGAUGACGUUCAGUUAGUCUGGCUCAUGGAUGGAGAACCCAUCAAACCCAGUGAUCGCUUCCAUAUGGAGCAGAACAGCCUCUGUCACACUCUGAAUAUCCGUAAGGUCCAGCUACUGGAUUCCUCCCGUAUCACUGCAGAGGCUGAGGGCAUCAUUUCUAAAGCCAGUCUCAAGGUCCAGGAGGCACAGGUGAUGUUUACAAAGAGAAUGGAGGCAGUGAUGGCUGAGGAGUUUGGAGAGGCUAUGUUGGAGACAGAAGUGAGCUUGGAGUCUGGGGAGGUGCAGUGGAUAAGACAGGGGGUGGUGAUCCAGCCAGGACCCAGACAUAAAUUGACCCAGAAUGGCUGCAAACGCAUCUUAAACAUCACUAACCUCAGCCUGUCUGAUCGAGGCACCUACCGCUGUGAGACCCUCCAUGAUCGCACACAAGUCAAACUCAAUGUGGAGCCAAGGAAGAUCAUCAUACGUAAGGGGCUGAUGGACACUGAGACAUUUGAGAGAGAGACAGCAUCCUUCGAGGUGGAGCUCUCUCAUGCUGAUGUAGAGGGUGUGUGGCAAAAAGAUGGUCUGCGUGUCAAACCUGGUAACACCUGCCGUGUUAGUUCUAACGGACGAGUACAUGGUCUCACCCUCUCCAACCUCACGUUAGAGGAUACGGGUAGCAUUGUCUUCUCAGCAGAGGGUCUGAGAUCUACUGCCAGGCUUCUAGUCAAAGAAACUCCAGUAAUAAUCAUAAAGAAGCUGUCCGAUGUCAGGUUUGAGGAGGGCUCUUCAGUCACUUUGGAAUGUGAGCUGUCUAGGAAAAAUGUGGACGUCAAAUGGCAGAAGAAUGGUUUGGAGCUGAAAUCCAAUAAGGCUUUGAGGAUUUAUUCCAUGGGACACAAACGCUAUUUACAGAUCCUGGAGUGCAGCAGCUCUGACUCAGGCAUUUAUACGUGUGACAUUGGGGACCUCAGCACAUUCUGCAAACUUGAGGUCUACGAACGUGAAUUAGAGAUCAUAACUGGCUUGGAGGACCUCUGCAUAAAGGAGGACCAGAAUGCCGUCUUUAUGUGUGAGCUGUCUAAAGAAGACAUGCCUGGAGAAUGGUACAAAGAUGGCAACAGGAUCCGUCCUACUUCUACCAUCAAGACUCGUAGAGAGGGCACAAAGCACUUCCUGCUUAUUUGCGAUGUGAAGGCAGAGGAUUCUGGAGAGAUUAAGUUUGUUUCCAAACAAGUGGAGUCAGUGGCUUAUCUUGAUGUUGAAGAGCUCCCUGCAAGCAUUGUCCGUCCCCUCAGGGAUCGUACAGCACUAGAGAAUCAUCGAGUGAUUCUGGAAUGCACUGUGUCAUCCCCACGUUGUGAUGUCACCUGGUACAAAGAAGAUGUGGAGCUUGAAUCCACAGAACACAAGGAGAUAAUAAAAGAGGGCUGUUACCACAAAUUGGUCAUUCACCAGGUGGCACUGGAGGACGAAGGAACCUACAGCAUUGAGGUUGGAGAGCUGACAUCUGCAGCCAAGCUGAUGGUGGAAGCCCAGUCUAUCCUAGUAGUGAAGUGUCUAGAGGAUGUGGAGGUAAAGACUCCGGAACCAGCUUGCUUCCAGUGUGAAACGUCUGUGAUCCUCAUCAAGCCCCCCAUCUGGACUUUAAACGGGGAGACCCUGCAGUCAGGACCCAACAUCAGAUUAGAGAGCCAAGGGAAUGUCCACAAACUGACAUUCAAAAAAACUACCUCCGACAUGAGUGGGACAGUCAAGUUUAGCACAGGGAAAGCCAAGACAAGUGCAAAACUGACAGUGCUGCAGUAAAUUAUGCGAGGUUAUGUACAUAAGGAUAAUACAAAAGAGAGAAAAACAUUACAUAUGAUCAUAUCCAAUUACAGUAAUUGAAGUAAUGCUCUUUACAUUUUGACCUCGUGUUGACUACAAUGGAACUAGAACAGUAAUUGGAAGUUUGAGAAAAAUGCUGUAAUGUAAAACUGAGGCUUUUGAGGUAAAUCUAGUUGUAUGGGUUUAUCAGCUAGAUGUGAACAGAAUGUAAUAGGGAAUGAAUGUCAUUGUAAACUUUAGAUAGACAUGGAAGUGUUAUGGACAUGCACAAUGGUUAAAACAAGAGGGUACUCCUUAUUUAACUCAAAUUAUUCUGUCUUUUUUAUUAAAUCUAUACAAUCAUGAAUCGAUGAAAUACAACUCAAGUCAAUAAAGAGUAAAAAGUA
This is a messenger RNA of Myxocyprinus asiaticus (Chinese sucker), 7491 nucleotides long. RefSeq names its product obscurin like cytoskeletal adaptor 1a (gene obsl1a). NCBI's taxonomy places the organism in Eukaryota, Metazoa, Chordata, Actinopteri, Cypriniformes, Catostomidae. Gene Ontology annotation, molecular function: protein binding. The transcript has 25 exons. The coding region runs from base 236 to 7084 and encodes 2282 amino acids. The record is from RefSeq and is a predicted model, not a curated record.